GCAGCAGCAACGACAGAGAAACAAAGAGAUAAGUAACUAAAGAAUAUGACUUUUAUUUUCUGUCCAGCUCGGUUAGAGAGAGGUUAUAAGUGUUUUUCACCAUCUGCAGAGAUGAGAAACGGACUUUUAACGUGGAUUUGGACUGUGGUAAGGGAGUUGCAGCCAGUUGCUCAGCUCAGACAACGGAAAAAGGUUUUUCCUCCUCAUUGUCCGCCGCCAUAGCCGUCUUCUAGUGCAGUAGUCAUCCCUUCAGCUCCGAGGAGUGUUUGGUCUGUUGCUGUUGGACUUUCUGGGAGGGAGAGCGGCGGUCUGCUGAUCUCAGAGAGGUCUGAGUGGGAAGAAGAUUUCCGCCACCGAGGGUCCAUGGUCGUCCUGCAUGCCGCCUGUCUGCCAUCUACCCGCCAUCAGCUCGUCAUCAUCCCGCCCACGUGUCCCGCCAGCAUCGAGGUGCAUUUCUUUGGAUGCUUAUUGCCUGAAUCAGGACACUCUCUGUGUCCUGUCACUGCCAAACUCAGCAUCUUCUCUGGAGCUACAGGAGGAAAUGGGACGAUCACUUGUAGUUUCACAGAGCAUGAUGACAAGAAGUUCUUCUGUAAGGAUGACUGUAAAGGAGAGAAUAUUCUUGUUGAAACAGAUGGUGGCAUUGCUGCAAAUGGCAGAUACAGCAUCAGUUACACAGAGGUAUCCAAAGCAGGAAGUAGCUCUGAGCUGAGCAAAUUGGCAGUGACCAUCAGAAACCUGACGAAGUCUGACUCAGCACGCUACAGGUGUGGGAUCGGAGAGACCAACGCUCCACGGAAGUAUUCAGAUUUUGAGGUCAGAGUUGUUGAUGAUCCAGUUCAUGGAAACACUUGGUUUGCUCGUACCCACAUUGAAGGAGAAAACUUUACACGUGGAUGCAGUGAUCCAGUCCCUGGAGGCUGGAAGUUCCUCUGUAGAGACAACUGCAGUAAAACAGAAGAUGUUCUCCUUGAAACCAAUAAUGCUGCUCAGAGCAGCCGAUUCAGCCUUGAAUAUAAAGAAAAUUCAGUGUACGGGCUGUAUGUGACGAUCUCAAACCUGACCAGGUCUGACACUGGAUGGUACAGGUGUGGAUACGGCAGAGCGCUGUCUUCAGCUUCAUUCAACACCUUCCCUCUCAUCGUCAUCCCUGAUCCCAGUUCCACUUGGAGUCCGGAAGAGGCUUCUUCUGGUGAUGAGCAGCACAGCAACUUCCCAACAGACGCCAUGCUGUACGUCGUUGUGGUUCUGGCCGUCAUCAUCAUCAUCUUGGGGCUGGCGCUGACUCUCGUUUGUGUUCAAAAGAACAUCACACCCCAUGAUUUGAACAGCAGAGGAUGCAGAGACGACGUGAACAUGGAGGUCUGGUCCAAUGAGUACCAACCUCCUGCCCCAGGCUGUGAAGUGACCAUCUAUGAGAAUCUGGAUCUGGCCAAAAAGGACCAAACCUACUACAACUUGGGCUGAAAAUCACAGGGUGCUGCUGGGUCUAGUCCCGAAGAUACUGAGUCCUAUUCAGCCAGUUUACACAGAAAGACAUCAGACAGAGCUUCAGUCAUGAGGAGGGGGAUUCAGUAAAAUCUAGACCUGAUUGGC
Cheilinus undulatus (humphead wrasse) is the source of this 1596-nucleotide messenger RNA. Its product is annotated as polymeric immunoglobulin receptor-like. Lineage: Eukaryota; Metazoa; Chordata; Actinopteri; Labriformes; Labridae. The record is from RefSeq and is a predicted model, not a curated record. The transcript is spliced from 7 exons. The coding region runs from base 364 to 1467 and encodes 367 amino acids.